Molecule: messenger RNA, 596 nt
Organism: Funneliformis caledonium
Lineage: Eukaryota; Fungi; Glomeromycota; Glomeromycetes; Glomerales; Glomeraceae
Source: the annotation of a GenBank genome assembly
AUGAACAGUAGUGAUGAAGUUACUGAAUAUCUAAAGAUUGAAGAAAUUAGCUUUUCUGAGUGUUCUUUGAUUGUAAAAGCAGUUGAUCAAGGGCAAAUAUCAAGAGAUUCUUAUCGAGAAUUAGCUGCUGUAGAACACUAUUUACCACUUGAUAUAAAAGAAAAGAAUGAACUAGAAGACAUUAUAGAAUCUGAAGAAUCAGAUAUUAUAAAUUUUGAAAUAAUACAAGAAGUUGUUAAUACAAUUGGAUUAGGCAUUCAUCAUCUAAUUAUUCAUUUGUGUGUUUCUGGUGAUGGGCGAAAUGUAGGAAAAAAAAUCAAAUAUGUUAUGAUAACAUUUAUGAUUUUAAAUCAUGAAAGUCGACAACACCAUGCAGAUUAUUAUUAUACUGUAGCAUUAUAUCCAGGAACUGAAAAUUAUAGUACACUUAAAUUUAUGUUGAAUUCUUUUUGUAAUGAAUUACGAUCACUUAAGGAGUUUGGAUUAAAAAUAUCUAAAAUAUUAUGGAAAUUUGAACUAUACUUUAGUUCAGACUGGAAAUUUUUAGCUAUUUGUCUUGAAUUAAAUAGUGCAAAUUCCAAAUAUUUUUGUCCUUG